This is a messenger RNA of Cordyceps militaris CM01, 1173 nucleotides long. RefSeq names its product tRNA (guanine) methyltransferase Trm5. The transcript has 6 exons. Gene Ontology annotation, cellular component: mitochondrial matrix; cytoplasm. The coding region runs from base 1 to 1173 and encodes 390 amino acids. Gene Ontology annotation, biological process: tRNA N1-guanine methylation; mitochondrial tRNA methylation. Lineage: Eukaryota; Fungi; Ascomycota; Sordariomycetes; Hypocreales; Cordycipitaceae. The record is from RefSeq and is a predicted model, not a curated record.
AUGGAGGACGUCGUGCCCCAAGACAUGAACCUCUUUCGCGCGCCCGCCGCGGCCAGGGCUGCCAAAACCCUGGACAGGGCCCUCUUUGCCCGCACAAUACCGUCGGCCGCCGUCUCGGUGCGCGAGAACAAGCUGCUCUCCAAAUAUAGAAAGGAACUGGAACUCACAAAGGAGAUGUUUGUGCUGCAAAACUUCCAGCAGGUGGCCCCGGACCCGGAUCCUGCGCUGGCUGCCAGAGGCAACAAAUGCCUAGUCCUCAAAACGCAUAUCAAGCCCCAGGAACCGUCGACUUGGAGCCGAGAGCUCCAGGAGGCUUCCAAGAGGGGAGAUCUCAAAGUGAUUCCCUUUGAUAUCAAUAUCGACUACAGCCUGUGGAGUUAUGUGGACGUUAUGAGAAGCAUCCUCCCCGAGGAGCUGCAAAACGAAAUACCUAGCGGCUUUAACACAGCCGGCCAUGUUGCUCAUCUCAAUCUCCGCGACCAAUACCUACCCUACAAGCACAUUAUUGCCCAAGUCAUCAUCGACAAGAACCCCGGCAUCAAGACUGUCAUCAACAAGGUCGACAAUGUCGGCACCGCGAGCGAGUUCCGCACCUUUGCCUACGAAGUGCUCGCCGGGCCCGACGACCUCCUGGUCGACGUCAGCGAGGCCGGCUGCCACUUCCGCUUCGACUACGCCAAGGUCUACUGGAACAGCAAGCUCGGGACCGAGCACCAGCGCGUCACCGCCCUCUUCCGGCCCGGCGAGGUCGUCGCCGACGUCAUGGCCGGCAUCGGCCCCUUUGCCGUGCCCGCCGGCAAGAAGCACGUCUUUGUCUGGGCCAACGACAAGAACCCGGAGAGCUACCGGUGUCUCGCCGACAGCAUCCAGCGCAACAAGGUCGGUGCCUUUGUGCGCGCCUUCAACGACGACGGCCACAGCUUCAUCCGCCGCGCGUGCGACGAGGUCCUUGCCGCCUCGCGCCGCGGUGAGGCCGCGGCCGACGAUGCCACGCCGCUAGACGACAUUUGUGACCGUAUCGAGAGGGAGAUUGGCGUCCGGCUGGUGCCGGGCGACGCCGAGGUCGACGGCCAGGUCUCAAUUCACGAGGUGCGCGACGUGGCCCCGGCGAAGCGCAUGUUUUGCGCCAGCUUCCGCGUCCCGCCGUCGGUGGCCUUUGCCCCUCGCUCUUGA